Messenger RNA from Aureobasidium subglaciale EXF-2481, 627 nucleotides. RefSeq lists its product as uncharacterized. The transcript is spliced from 3 exons. Bases 1 to 627 code for a protein of 208 amino acids. The record is from RefSeq and is a predicted model, not a curated record. Gene Ontology annotation, molecular function: transmembrane protein transporter activity. Gene Ontology annotation, cellular component: TIM22 mitochondrial import inner membrane insertion complex. Gene Ontology annotation, biological process: protein insertion into mitochondrial inner membrane. Lineage: Eukaryota; Fungi; Ascomycota; Dothideomycetes; Dothideales; Saccotheciaceae.
AUGGCUUUCCCCGGCAUGUCAUCGCCUGGUCUGUCCGGCGACGCGACCUUGGACGAGCAGAAGCUCAAAGAGCAGCAAAUGAUCAAAUACAUGCAAUCAGCGAUGGAAUCCUGCGUAGCCAAAACCGCAAUGUCUGGUGUCAUGGGAUUCGGUCUGGGUGGUGUGUUCGGUCUCUUCAUGUCUAGUAUGCGCUACGAUGCACCCAUGAUGACACCCGGCGCCGAUGCCAUUACAAAACUCCCCGUCAAAGACCAACUGCGACAAGGAUUCAAAGAGAUGGGAAAAGCGUCUUGGAGCUCUGCGAAGAAUUUCGGACUCGUUGGGUCUAUCUUUGCGGGAACGGAGUGUUGUAUCGAGGGUGUAUGUUUUCUUGCCUCCUCUGCCUUCCCAUACAUCUCCAAUCACGGUCCUUGGAGCAAUGCUGACAUUAAAGCGCAACAGUUCAGAGCGAAAAACGACCUUUACAAUGGUGUGGCUGCUGGUUGCAUUACAGGUGGUGCAUUGGCAGCUAAAGCAGGUCCUCAGGCUGCUGCGUUGGGGUGUGCGGGUUUUGCUGGCUUCAGUGCUGCGAUUGAUUAUUAUAUGCGUAUGCCGAGUGAUGAUACCUCUGCCGACCCCAUCGCUUAG